CUUGAUCAUCCUUCAUACACAUACACAGUGAUGCAUAAACGAAGUAACCAUCGGCGCCGUUUUUAUCAUUAGAUUACUUGCAUAAGGUCGUGAGCAAUGGUGCUCAAAUCUCGAAUUUCGCCAGAUAUAUUUCUACACAUUCCACCCGUCCAGCCACACCACCUAAAGGAGUCAGCUUCACGGACAACACAGGGCCAUGAGCACGGCCACAGCGAUAGUGUCAAUGUCCAUUUGAUCUUUCUGGUCACCGGAAAUCCAGGUCUAAUUGGAUAUUAUCACCCUUUUCUCAGUCAGAUUGUUGAUUUACUGCGUGAUGAUGCUGAUGGAGACGCCGUGGCGACAUGGACGUCAUCCAUGACGGUAGUAGCAGGGUUCAGUCUCGGUGGGUUCGAGGUCGAAGACUACAAGUACAAUAAGAACACUAGUCAUGGUGACGGAUUGAGGCGUCCAGGAAUAGCGAAUGGCAAUUAUGACGAUGGUGAUAAUGAUGACAACAUGAGGAGACAGUUAUUGUUUCCAGAUCAUGGCCAUUAUGGCGAAGAGCCAAGCUCGAAAAAGAUCUACUCGCUACAGGAACAGAUCGCGUUAUGUUACGCUCGAUUGCAGAGUCUAGUACGACGGGUUACAGAACAUGUCGAAGCGUCGACGGACAUGUCUGGGCAGCAUGGAUCUGAUAUCAAUGUCAAUGUCAAGGUCAAGGUCACUUUGAUGGGACACAGUGUCGGCGCCUAUAUUGCCCUAGAGUUGGUGCGGCUUUGUCAUGAGAAGAUGCGACGAUCCUCCCAAGACGGUGGAUAUACUACUGAGCCGACGGAGACGACGGAGACGACCCAACCCUGGUCCAUCGCGUCAUGUAUUCUCCUGACACCGACAAUCCAAGACCUCCACCUCUCCUCGUCCGGACGAAUAGCCACCCCUCUCUUAACCAGUAUUCCUAUCCCUCUACCAACUCUACUACAAUCACUCGUCAGUCAUGUUCUCGUCGCCACACUUCCCGCUUCAUGGUUGAAAUGGCUAGUGAGCCGCGUCACGAGUAUGAACGCUGAAAGUCAUGGAAUGGAGACGACACUGGCGUUUCUCACUAGUGCGACGGGGGUGCGUCAAGCGUUGUAUAUGGCCAAGUGUGAGCUUUUGGAAAUUAGGACGGAGAAGUGGGGGGAGGAGGUUUGGGGGGCCAGUGGUGGUGGUGGUGGUGGUGGUGGUGGUGAAGAGGAUGGUGAGAUUGGUGUUGGGGGUCAGCAUUCGCCGAAUCUGUUCUUUUGGUUUGCGAAACAGGAUCAUUGGGUUGCGGAUGCUACGAGAGAUGAAUUGUUUAAUAAGCGGAGAGGUCAACAUAUUGAUGAUGAUGGCUCAAUAUCUGACGGACGAGCGAGAAACGCAAAAACUCACUUUCGGAUAGAUGAGGCGGAUGGACUGGUGCAUGCUUGGUGUUUGGGUCAGAGUGAUCUUGUGGCUAAAAGGGUUAGUCGAUGGUUGAAGGAGGUGACUUGAGUCAAGAAGGUAGAUAAUAGACUGCGCUGAAGAAGAAAUCAUGAUGCUUUCAUCGGUCGUGGACUGACGAGAG
This is a messenger RNA of Exophiala mesophila, 1564 nucleotides long. RefSeq lists its product as uncharacterized. The transcript has a single exon. Gene Ontology annotation, biological process: lipid storage. NCBI's taxonomy places the organism in Eukaryota, Fungi, Ascomycota, Eurotiomycetes, Chaetothyriales, Herpotrichiellaceae. Gene Ontology annotation, cellular component: lipid droplet. Gene Ontology annotation, molecular function: lipase activity. Bases 97 to 1491 code for a protein of 464 amino acids. The record is from RefSeq and is a predicted model, not a curated record.